Xenopus laevis (African clawed frog) is the source of this 2926-nucleotide messenger RNA. It is a transcript of the gene tmem178.2.L, whose product is annotated as transmembrane protein 178, gene 2 L homeolog. Gene Ontology annotation, cellular component: membrane. The record is from RefSeq and is a predicted model, not a curated record. The transcript is spliced from 4 exons. The coding region runs from base 387 to 1334 and encodes 315 amino acids. NCBI's taxonomy places the organism in Eukaryota, Metazoa, Chordata, Amphibia, Anura, Pipidae.
GAUGGGGAGCAAAGGAACUUAAAUAGAGUUGGAGGGGAGCAAAGGAACAUAAAUAGAGUUGGAGGGGAGCAAAGGAACAUAAAUAGAGUUGGAGGGGAGCAAAGGAACUUAAAUAGAGGUGGAGGGGAGUAAAGGAACAUAAAUAGAGUUGGAGGGGAGCAAAGGAACAUAAAUAAAGGUGGGGGAGCAAAGGAACAUAAAUAGGGGUGGAGGGGAGCAAAGGAACAUUGGACACAAUGGGGAUGAGGCCGGACUAGAGAGGGAGCAGCAGCAGCUCCAGUGUUUAGGCCCCUCCCGGCACCAGUAGCAGCAGUAAAGCAGUAAAGCAGCGCGGGCAGCAGGGGGAGCCUCCUCUCCGGUGAUCAGUGAUCCGUCUCUCGGGCGCUAUGAGGCUGUUGGCCGGUGCGGGUCUGUGUUUGGCUCUGGCCGCUCUCGCCCUUCUGGCCGUGGCUCUUUGCACCGACCACUGGUACGAGACGGACGCCCGGAGGCACCGGGACCGCUGCAGAAAACCCGGAGGAAAGCGGAACGACCCCGGCUACAUGUACACCCCCGGCCAACACCUUCCCCUCCGCGGAGACCCCCCGGGCGGCGGCAGCAGCAGAGUCCGGAGCCCUCGCGGUGGGGAGUCGGGGGGAGUCCGCACCAUUUCCAGGGCAGAGGCUUUGGGGGUCGCGGAGCUUCGGGAGCGACCCACCGGGGACCUACCCCUCUCCAGACCCUAUUUGGCCACCGACCCUCACUGCAGCCGCCGCUUCAACUCCACCGUGUCCGGACUGUGGCGCAAAUGUCACCGGGACGGAUUCGAUAAAGACACCGAGGAGCUGAUCCUGAGAGGAAUCGUUGAGCGUUGCACUCCGGUCCGUUAUUAUUACACAUCGUCCUCCCUGCCCCCCAACUUGUCCAUCAACGUAACCAAGACCAUCCGCCAAGAUGAAUGGCACGCACUGCAUCUGCGCAGAAUGACGGCCGGCUUUAUAGGAAUGGCCGUGUCCAUUAUCCUGUUUGGGUGGCUGGUCGGAGUGCUGGGCUGUUGCAAGCAGCAUGAUCUCAUGCAAUACGUGGCCGGGCUCCUAUUCCUCAUGGGAGGAACCUGCUGUAUCAUAUCCCUCUGUACCUGCGUCGCUGGGAUUAACUUUGAGCUCUCCCGGUAUCCUCGCUCCAUAUACUCUCUGCCGGAGGAAAUCAGUCACGGUUACGGCUGGUCUAUGUUCUGCGCAUGGGGCGGCCUGGGACUCACCCUUCUGUCCGGAUUCCUCUGCACUUUGGCUCCAUCCCUCAACGCGUCACAAUCGGCCGUACACAAACCACGGCAGGAGAACGGGGCGGUCUGACAGGGAGAGAGAAGCGAGACCCCCACUCAGGGGCUGGACUAAACAUAUGACUUGGGGCAUUUGUGGGCCUCAACGGGAAGUUUUUCUGUCCAACUGUUUGUUUGGUCUGACCAUGUGGUUUUGCUUGUGAAAAGUGCAGAAGUCCGAACCUCACGUUUAUAAAAUGGAAUUGCGCGGAGGGAAACUUUUGUUUUUUUUUCUGCAAGGCCGAAAUCCCAUCAGUGCCGCAAGGAGGAACUUCAACAGUGCUGUUGCCUCCCCAAUUCAAGAGAAGUGAAGCCUAUACAGCUGUGUGGUUUAGACAUUUUAGUUUCUUUGAGGAUAGCCAUCUCCUUCAGCUUCUACACUCCUUCUUCAGAGACACUGGGGUGUAAGACCGGUGCCAGCUAUCGGUUAUGGGAUCAGUAUUUGGGACUUUUGUAUACACAACCGUUAAUUGCUUUUUAAUACAGUCCAAAAAUGCAGCUUUUCCAAUUGAAUUUCAGUUUUCCUAUACGAGGAACGGAGUAUCAAAGCGCCCUCAUCAAUUCUGGAACCAUCAGACCCAAGCGAACCUCCUGCAGUGCCUUUAAGUAGGCCGGACAAGCCUACACGAGCUCAGGCUGAGAUGAUACAGAGGCAACAUGGAAAAAAAAAGACAAAAAGGCACACACAGGGUUAGUCCUUCCACUGCUUAAUGCGGAAUUGGCUGGAACCUCACAAAAGGUUGUGGGAAUGGAGAGAAGUUGGGGGUUGGGUUUGUGGUCCAUGACGAUUAUAAGAAGCACAUAGACUUAGGUUUUGUAUCGUCACUGCUAAUUGCUCAUCUAUUCUGAUUGAAUUGUUAUAUAAUAUGAAUUAUAUGUAGAUCUGUCUGGUGCUGGUCAGGAAUGAACAGAAGGCCCAAGGUUACCCAACUAUCUGGAUUGCUGUGUAGGUUUUUUUUAGUCUAGGAUGAUUCUUUUGGGUCCAUCAUUUUUUUUUUUUAAUUACGGAACCUGUAGAUAACAUGUAAAUAAUCGAAUAUAAUAAAAAGCCUAUCAGUCCUUGCCCUGCUCCAUGAACACAGCCAAAGGCUAAUAGUCCAUUAAUUGGGUAAUUCACCCGUGCCACGUAUCCAACCUACGCAUGAAAGCCCACCUCCAAGGUCCGUUAGGGUGAGAUUUUGGAAAAACAAAAUAUUCUUGUACCUAUGGCUGAAUCACUGACACCCCCAAUGUUUUCCUGUAUCUGUAUCCUUGCUAUGAGCUAAGGUGGAAGGGGGUCGAGUAAAGGUGAGAACUCCCUGGGGAAAGACUGAAAAUAAAUCCAACUGCCACAUUUUGGCACUUUUGCCUUUAUGAAACAAAUACAGAGAACAAGGAGUCUACUUGGGCCAAGAUUUGCAAGUGGGACUACUGCUGCAGGGAAGAGGCUUUCAAAUACAAUUUGCCAUUGUUUCUUUUUUUUUAAAUUUAUUUAUAAAAUUUUAUUUUAUAUUUGUUCUGUAAAUCUCAAAACUGACAGUUAAAUGGCUGCCUGGUUGCUCGGGUCACUGGCUCCUUGCAGCAGUUUGCAUUACAGACUGGAAGAUCAAUAAUGGUCUUAAAGAACAUAAUAAAAAUCUUACCGUA